This is a messenger RNA of Xyrichtys novacula (pearly razorfish), 7289 nucleotides long. The record is from the annotation of a GenBank genome assembly. Lineage: Eukaryota; Metazoa; Chordata; Actinopteri; Labriformes; Labridae.
ACCGUGAACAGCACGUCACUGAGAAAUCAUGGCGCCGACCAGAAAACGCAACGUGAGUUCGGCAAAAACAGCAGAACGAAGUGCCAAAAAGGCCAAAAUUGACCUUAACAGCAAAGUCGAGAAUAUUCUGAAGAGCAGAAAACAUGCCAACGACACGUUUGACAUCCUUGAAGUCCUUCAGGUAAUGAAUGAGUUAGAAUCAUAACCGAACAGCAGACAUGCUGGAUCAGUUUGUCAUUUCAGUCGCUUUAACGGUAUUACCUGCUCUGUUUUUCGUCUUGUUUGUGUCAUUUUGCAGUCAGAUGAAGAAGAAAAGACGGUUGUUAGCGCUGUUAAUGCGUGCAGUACACUGUUCUGCACCCUGUUAGAGAAGAAAGAGCUGUUUAUAGGAAAACUGCAGGAGGAGGAAGACGCGCUGAGAGGUGAGGAUAAACGCCUCAACUUUAUCAACUCUUAUAUGUGAUGGAUGGUAGACAUAGUAUCUACUUUAGCAUAUAUAAUAUAAAACUAUUACUGUUGAUUAAUCCAAUCAAACAUUGUAGGGGAGAGUGGGGUGAGUUGAGCCAUGCACCCCCUGUUGCUUGGAAAUGUGAAAUGCGCUGUUGGUUUGCAGGGAUGCGCAACAUCUUGAAAUAUAUGCAGAUACACUAGUUAGAGACAAAACUAUGAUACUUUAAUAAAGUGAUCUGAAAUAUGAAAAAUGUCUCAUUUUACCCCUCUCUUCUUCAUACCACAUUUCACAUUGUCUUCUACAUUGUUUAUGUGUUUAAUUUCUGGGACAGGAGAGUUCAGCGCUGAAGAGAAGUACCGUAUAUUCAUGAGACACCGUUACAACACCUGUGUGGAGAUACUUCUUGAGCACCUCAGCCAUGAAAGACACGCAGUUAAGGUGAGUUUUAUCCUGUGACCUGAAUUAGCAACCCCGCUCAGGUUUACUAAUGCCUAAUUACUAAUGCCAACCAUCGUGUUUGUUAUUCCCUGGGUUGUAUAUUAAAAGCACAGCUUCUAUCAGGAAUAAUGCAAGAAUCAAGGGGCCCAGGAAGGAAAUGAAGAUUGUUUGUUUGUUUGUUUUCCAAAUACCAGGAGAACACCCUGACCUGCUUGAUGAAGUUUGCUGCAGGAGAAGGAAAGCAUCCUCUCGAAGACUUGGACUGGUCUGAACACUACAGUUUUCCAAGAGAGCUCAUCUCUGUAGGAUUUCAUUUUUCUUAUAACCUGGAACUUAAUUCAUUUACUCAACCUUUUCAGUUUAUGUGUAUUCUGAUAUUUCUCUUAACAUUUUUUAUGGCCAGGCUGUGGUGGAAAGACUGUUGUCCAAAACUACCGACAACUCCCUGCUGAUCUCCAGAUUCCAGGAGUUUCUUGAGAUGGAGGAUGUGCGCUUCUAUGUCAUGAGCUCCAUUCGUGAGAAUGUGGGCCAGGUCAUGGACAAAAACAAAGGGGUAAGAAAACUCACAAUGGGCUGUGCUUACUUGUUGCUUUUAUUCAUCUUUUGAAAUUUAAUAAUAAUCAGUUGAAUCAAUUACCGAAAUAUCUUAUUUUGUUCCUCUUAGGCUGUGAUGCCCAUUUAUCAGAGUAAUGUGUUGACCCUCAUGUCAAACAUCAGUGUGCCAAGCAAGGAGUCUGAGCUCAUCAACUUUAUGGUCAAACAGGAAGGUAGGAUCUAGUUUUCUCUAAUGCCAUGGUGUGAUUUUCCUCCUUAUAAUGAUGCUGAUCUGUAAAUUAAUGGAGUUUUUUUAAGUUAAGAUUCCUCAGGUUGUUAAAGUGAUCCUUUUUUUUUUUUUUUGCAGCUAAGCAUGAAGACUGGAAAGCUGCAAAACUUCUCGUACGUAAUACAUUUGUUAUCACAUGUUCACAAUGUUCCUAUCUUACGAGCAGCUACUAAAGGAAUUGUACCUCAUUACAGGAGCACAAGCGUGUCUUUGAGAGGAUGUGGCUGGGCUUCCUCAAGUAUAAGGUAUGAUGAAAACACACCUCAAUGUUUUCUUUUGUCUUAAAUGAUUAAAAUGUUGCUCUUCUGUACCCUCAAGCUUUGUCUCUUUCUUGUAGUUGCCAAGUAACAUGUAUAAAAAGAUCCUGGUGAUCCUCCAUGACUCCAUCUUGCCCCAUAUGAGUAAACCCACGCUGAUGAUUGACUUCUUGACUGCGGCCUAUGAUGUUGGUAAGUUGAGCCUCUGACUUACUUCAUGCUCAUUUUCUUCAAAGGUCAAUCAGUUGUACUGUGAUUUCGUCUCUGCUUCAUGGGAGGUGAUGCUUACAAAAGGUGAUGAUAGCAAUAAUGAUCUGAAAUGUCGUCAUGUUCGGUUGAACAGGUGGGGCUAUCAGCUUGUUGGCACUCAACGGCUUGUUCGUUCUCAUUCAUCAACACAACCUGUGAGUACAGUAUUUAAAAGAAAACAAUAUUUUUCACAAAAAUAAUAAUCUGAUGUGUUUAGAAACACAAUAACUAGCUGCACGCUGAAUCUGCAGAAGACGACUGAAUACAGAAAUCUAUUUUGAAGCUGAAGAACUUAGUGAGUCUGUUGUGUUUUUUUUUUUUUUACCAGAGAUUACCCCGACUUCUACACGAAGUUGUACAAUCUGCUUGAGCCGUCUGUUUUCCAUGUGAAGUACAGAGCUCGCUUUUUCCACCUUGCUAACCUCUUCCUCAGCUCCAGGUAAGCUGAUCUGUACUUCCUAAAGUGUUAUCUAGUUCUACUGGUGUUACUUUGUCACAUACAGUUUUAGUUCUUCUUAAAGUAGGUCAAGAGCUUCUCCAUUCUUAGUAAUUUGUGUUCUUCCUAUUAUUUACAAUACUAGCAAUAAAAAUGCAUAAGCUUAUGCUCAUUAUUUACAAUAUUCUUUUGAUAUGUUUUUGUGGGUUUCAGUCACUUGCCACUGUACCUGGUUGCUGCUUUCGCCAAACGCCUGGCCCGUCUGGCUCUCACAGCACCACCCACAGCCCUCCUUUUAGUGCUGCCCUUCAUUUACAAUCUGAUCCGGCGCCACCCAUCCUGCAGAGUCCUCAUCCACAGGCCCAGUGCAGGAGAUGGUGAGAGUCAGCUGAACUUAUUAGCAUUUGUCCCCUCAUCAGCCAGUAACUAUCAAACCUGUCAGCGGUUCCAGAUUGGUCUGAUUUACUAUGAUACUGAAAUACUGUCAAAGGAUGGACAAUCUUUUCUGAAAGCCUUAAGGAUGAAUGGAUAAAUGUAGGUGUGUGUCUUUGUUGAUUUUCACAGAGCUUUUGGAGGACCCAUAUCUUAUGGAUGAAGAGGAUCCUGCACAGUGCCGUGCUUUGGAGAGCAGCUUGUGGGAGAUUAAAGUAUGUGCUUAUUAUAGGGUGACCAUACGUCCUCUUUUACCCCGACACGUCCUCUUUUGGGCGGCUGUCCGGCCUGUCAGGGGGAGUUUAUAAAAUCCUUCAAAUGUCCGGGUUUUUGUAUGGAAACCUGUUUUUUUUUCACUGGCGGAAACAGGCUUCCAUGGUUUUUAGUUUGUGUAAUGUGUAAUUUGCAUCACAGACUAUUGUAUUUACCGUACAUGUUCAAUCGUUCAUAUGGAAACACAUUCUCACAUUCAAAGCCACUGACAAGAUGCACGCAUGCACUCUCUGCCAGUGGGCAAAAGAAAAGGGAGAGUAAAUUUGUAUGUGACUGAUAAUUUUGUUGAGGAGAAAUGCUUUAGAUAAAUGAAUAUAUUGUUUAUGAACGCAACUUUGUGUGAGUAUUUAUCAGUAUCUCCAAGAGGCCUGGUUAAGUGUCUUUUUGGUAAUUCAGAAAUAUGAGUGUAACUGAGUUAGAAGCGCGUAAAAAAACACUUGACCCGACCCAAAAAAUCCUCAAAAUUUUGCGCGGGCACAACUUGUAGUAGUGUCCUCUUUUUGGGGAUUUAGAAUAUAGUCACCCUAGCUUAUUCAUGAUCUUGGAUUGAGCUGUUAUGUGUGACAGCCACGGUGUCUGUCAAAUUGAUUUGAAAAACGUGACAAAAAUGCACUUGAUUUUGGGUUCAUGUGUCUUUCCUCCUCCUGCUUCUCCUGCAGACAUUGCAGAAGCAUUAUCACCCAGAUGUGGCUAAAGCUGCCAUGUCAAUCAACACCCCACUUUCAGCGCAAGAGGACGACAUCAGCGAGGUUUUAGAAAUAACUACAUUUGAGGUGAUGCCGUGCUUCUAUUUUCCUUUUUAUCAGUGUGUAUUGUAUUUAAAUGUUUACCUUUGCAAAAUGAGAUAUCAGAUGAACGAUAAAUUAAGAAUACAACUGCAGAUUCAUUCCUUCUGGUCAUCAUGAACAAUGUGCUUUAUGUUCUUUUAUCCUCAGCUGAUGGAGAGAGACCUAAAACAGUCUCAGAAGAAGAGCAUUCCUCUGGAGUUUGAAACGGCCACUCAGUUACUUAGAGGAGGAGAUGUGUUGGGACAACACUUCUGCCUGGAUUGAAACCAUCAUAAUAAAAUAAAAAAACACAAGGAACUAUUUUGACAGAUUAACUCUGGCACCAGCAGUAGUGGUGGAAAAUUUUUUAUAAAAUGCAGUUGAUCUAAAAAUGUGCUGUAAUGUUUUUAUAUCUUUGGUUUAAACUAGGGCUGAAACGAUUACUCGAGUAACUCGAGUAACUCGAUUAAUAAAAUUCCUCGAGGCAAAUUAUAUGCCUCGAGGAAUCGUUUAAAUCCGGAACCAUGUGCAGCGCACGGUGUUUGACACGGACGGUUGUUUCUGUUGCGCAGCAGCGUGCUCUUUCCGCUCCUUCCGCUGCCGCGCGUUUGGUUCAAUCAUGGGCUGUGUCCGAAAUGGCAUACUGCCUACUAUCUACUUACCUACUCAAGCAGUAGCUACUGCCUACUGACUACUCAAAGAUGAUUUGAGUAUGCCGCGGCUGCCCGAGCGUUUACACACAUACAUACUACAUACCCCAGAAUGCAUUUCGUGCCGGCCGGACGCAGCGCCGGGAAAAUUUAAAUAGUCCUACCACAAGCUACACAGAACGACUGCAUCCCGGACAAAUUAUAUAAAUUCAUUCAAUUAUAAUAUUUUUUCUAGCGAGAAAGUAAGUGUUUACAUCACGAUUAUGAGCCCAGUUGUUUGAAAUAGUGGCUGUUUGUAAAUUUGUCUCGGCGUUUUCGGAGACCGAAGCGUCCACUUGGUCGGUGUUUGCGUCUAUUUACCGUAAACACCGGGCAGCAGCAGCUCCCCCUUCACGUUUCCAAAUUAUUGCGAAGUUUUUUCAUAAUCAACAUCUACACGACACAAACCGGGCGACAGUGGAUGAAAAAAAUCACACAAACAUCCGUGUAUCCAUGGUGAUAAUGCUAUACACCACCUGCUAGGCGUGUGAUGAGCAGCAGAGGGCUGCAAAAUGACCAACACACAACAUAAUUAUUAUGACCUCGUUCGGUUAUUCCUUGGCAAAUACAUCAUUUCCCGACUACAUUCUUUUCAUGUACAAUGAUUAUUUCAGAAACCAUCAGAUUUUCAAUCACAAGUAAGAAUUAGUAAAGCUCACAUAGAUUGUCAACUGGAAACUCCCCCGUUUGUAUAUUCUGAACCAUGUGCUCUCUACAAAAGAUAAUUUUUAUUAAUCAGAGGUCUGAGCUUAAUAUGAGCGACCACUUUGAUGAUGCAUUCAGAGAUGAGAAGAUGCUCAAACUUGAUGUAAUAAAUACAUCUUUAAUAGACACUUAAAUAAAUAAAGUCAAUUCAUACGAAUAGUUAAAAACAUUACUUAUAAUCCUAAUUUAAAAUACAAAUAAAUCUGGUAAAAAGAUCAAAAUAUGAUAAAAUGAUGAAAAUUGUGUAAUGUAUACUGACUAAAUAUUGUUUAUCUAUUUAUAUAUAUAUCAUUAUUAUUGCAAUCACAUGCCAUCUAUUUCUUUUCAGCCUCGGGAAGGAGGGCCAUAUUACCAGCUGAGGUGCGCAAUGCAUUGUGGGGCAGAAGCAGUACGUGAAGCAAGCUCCGUUGCACACUCAGAAAUCGAAGCUGAUUGAGUAUACAUCCGGGCAUUUCUCGCAUACACAAAAUUCACAUACUGUACAGUGUGAACGCACUGCCUACUCAAUUCAGAGGCGGGGUUAGUAGGAGUAGUAGGAGUAGUAGGCCAUUUCGGACACAGCCAUGGAGGGAAACGAGGACAGACAGAGAGAGGAAGAAAGAGAUGACACGCAGAGGAAACGGCAGAAAGUGUCUAAAGUGUGGGACCAUUACACACUGAAAAGGAAAGAAAACGCCGUGCAGUGCGUUCACUGUAAGGCGGAGUUGGCGUUUCACAACAGCACGUCGUCAAUGCUGCAGCACCUUAAAAGAAAACACCCGGUCCAUGCAUUAAGUCCGCAGAGCGGACCAUCCAUGCAUUAAGUCCGCAGAGCGGACUUAAUGCAUGGAUGGUUUUUAAUGAGGCAAACGUGAUUCAAUGCAAAGUAUUACAGUGAGAGCAAAACAUUUCUUAUCCGAUUACUCGAUUAAUCGACAGAUUAAUCGAUAGAGUACUCGAUUACUAAAAUAAUCGAUAGCUGCAGCCCUAGUUUAAACCUUCCAGGGGAAGCAAUUGGUUUACUUUCUAUAAAACAUUAUUAAAUAGUUUCAUGUUUCUUUUGAUUUAUUUUUUAGGUGUUAUGUGGUCAUGUACAGUGCACAUGUACAUUUUCUUGUGUUACAGCCUUAAAAUUCAUUAAGUUAAAUUCAUGUUUUACCUCAACAUUCAACACACAAUUACAGAUAAUGACAAAGUGAAAAAAAAUGCUUUGAAACUUUUGCAAAUGUAUAAAAAAAACAACAAAAAAACAAUGGUUCAAAUCGGGGCUCUACCUGGGCCACUUGAGGAUAUUCACAGAGUUGUCCUGUAGCCACUGCUUUGUUAGCUCGACUGUGUGUUCAGGGUCAUUGUCAUCUCCCCAGUCAGAGGUCCAGAGCACUCUAGAGCAGGUUAUCAUUGAGGAUGUAUCCAGACAUUGCUGCAUUUAUCUUUCCAUCUACCCUGAUUAGUCUGCCUGUUCCUGCUGCCGAAAAACAUCCCCACAGCAUGAUGCUGCCACCACCAUGCCCCACUGUAGGAGUGGGGUAAGUUGAGCCCUUUCCCUACUACCCCGCCCUACUCUCCACCCCAGCCCUCUCUCACUUUCUCUCUCCUUAUAUAACAGUCACUUCUUCACAUUCAUGUGUAUUUUUAUCAAUUAUUCACUAUUCAACUGGUACAAUAACUCUUUUUCUUUAAAAUAAAAACAGCUGUGAAUGUUCUGAAUCACUUGAAGGCGUUCUCAUGUUAAAAUGGCUUUUUAGUAGUUAUAUGCAAUAAUAAUAAAAAAGUAACACAUUUCAACAAUC